Messenger RNA from Carassius gibelio (silver crucian carp), 1262 nucleotides. RefSeq names its product R-spondin 4 (gene rspo4). The transcript has 5 exons. The coding region runs from base 1 to 699 and encodes 232 amino acids. The record is from RefSeq and is a predicted model, not a curated record. Lineage: Eukaryota; Metazoa; Chordata; Actinopteri; Cypriniformes; Cyprinidae.
AUGCAUUGGCAACUUUUGGCUCUCCUCUCCCUUGUUUGUCAGACGCUUAUAUUGACAUUAGCUGCGAGAAAACGAAGUGAGAGCUGGCGACAGGACUGCAGGAGCUGUCUGGAGUGUUCGAAGGAAAACGGCUGUCUGCGCUGCUCUGAGCGCCUCUUCCUGUUCCUGAACAGAGAUGGCAUGAGUCACCACGGCUCUUGUGUUCACUCCUGUCCCUCCGGACACUUCGGCCUCCGAGCCAAAGAUCUCAACCGCUGCAUGAAAUGCAAAGCUCCCGAGUGCGAGAGGUGUUUCAGUAAAGACUUCUGCACCAAGUGCAAGGGAGGAUAUCUGCUCUUCAAAGGCAAAUGCUUCAAAAACUGUCCAGAGGGCACAUUUCCUCAGUCCACAGACUGCAUUGAAGGCUGUGUGCUCAGUCUCUUUGGGCUUUGGGGUGAAUGGAGCUCAUGUCAGCACAGCGGCCUGAGCUGUGGUGUCAGAUGGGGGCAGCAGAGCAGGACCCGUGAGGUGUCCAGAAACAUGCCUGAAGAAACAGAAUCACUCUGCCCACCUCAGACUGAGAGCAGAAAGUGCAGGAUUAAGAAAAAAAGUCCAAAAGACAAAAAGAAAAAUGUAAGGAGAGAAGGAAGAAGAAAGGCACAGAAAAUGCUGAAGCUCUUUUGGAAUGAAACUGUCACAGAACCUCCAUGGCAAAUGUAAAGAAACGUUUUAUAUAUAUAUAUGAUGAAUAACAGAUGAACAGCUUUGUGUGGUUUGAGCUGUAUCUCCACAGCUUUCUCUACAUGCCUUGGGCUCUUCUGUGUUUUCCAACCACAUACUCCUCCCUAUAUUUGCACUUUUUUGGUAUAAUUGCAUUAGAAAAAAUAAAGAAGAACAAUGUAAAGAAUUGUGUAAAGAGAUGCUAAGAUCAUGACCUCGAGCCAUAUGAUUGGCUGUAGACAUUUCAUGUGACCCAUGAGUGGCAAAGAUUUAUUUUUAGACAUGAAAAGUGAUAAAUCAAUGUGUGUGUAUCUGUAUACAUGUAUAUUUCUGAGUUAACUUGCCAGUAUUGUGCAUACUUUGUCUAAACAGCUUAAAUUAAAGUAUAAUAUCGUAUUAUUUUCUUAGAGCCUCAAAUGUACCACUAAACUUAUUGUCUCUGUUUUUUCCUCUUUUGAAACUGAUUAUUGUUCCUCUGUGAGAACUGAAAUGUUCUACAACAUGCUGCUUUUGAUUUGAGAAGGAUGGGAAUGUGCUGAUUUUAGUGGGAUUUAUUUGUGCUU